AUGCCUACAAUUUUUCCCGAAUCAUUGAAGGGUCGGUGGGACGCUUUUCCAGGUUCUGACUACUCUAGAUUUAGUUGGGAUGAUAGUAUAUUGGACCUAGUUAGGGGUGAUGCAGUCCAGUUCUUACCGAGUUGGCAGAACAAGGAGUUCAUUUAUUUUGCCCUCUUCUUGAAAGACCAAAUGCAUUGGGUAGCUGUAGAGGCAGACCUGAAUGGGUGGAUGCUCAACAUCUUUGACUCCAGUAUUGGAUCAAUUUCCGAAAACGAUUUGAUCAGCUUGAUGGUUGACUGGUGUACCAUUUUCCCGUCGGUCUUGCGACAGUCCGGUUUAUUUGAGAACCAUGACGUUAUACUCGCGCCUCAGUUGACAGCAUCAGAGAGCCAGGUCAGACCCUUCGAUUGGAAACUCACUCCACGUGAAUUCGUACCGCAAACAAAAUCCAGUGGCGAUUGCGGAUGUUACGUAAUUGAGCAUAUUGAACAUAAGCUUCUACAACUACCAUUUGAUAAUGUAACUGACAAUAAUAUGAAACUUUUUAGGCAAAGGUGGAGUGUAGACUUAUUCUAUCAAAACUUAUGUUGA
Messenger RNA from Humulus lupulus (European hop), 582 nucleotides. RefSeq lists its product as uncharacterized. The record is from RefSeq and is a predicted model, not a curated record. Gene Ontology annotation, molecular function: cysteine-type peptidase activity. The transcript is spliced from 2 exons. Gene Ontology annotation, biological process: proteolysis. Lineage: Eukaryota; Viridiplantae; Streptophyta; Magnoliopsida; Rosales; Cannabaceae. Bases 1 to 582 code for a protein of 193 amino acids.